This is a messenger RNA of Drosophila subobscura, 1235 nucleotides long. RefSeq lists its product as uncharacterized. The transcript has 3 exons. Bases 158 to 1123 code for a protein of 321 amino acids. The record is from RefSeq and is a predicted model, not a curated record. Lineage: Eukaryota; Metazoa; Arthropoda; Insecta; Diptera; Drosophilidae.
CGCCGGUCUCCCGCGGUCUCUUAUCGUAGUUCAUGAAUGAAUACGCGUCGCUCAGUGCCUCAAGAUUAUCGCGAAUGCAAUAUUAUUAGCCUGAAGUGAAAUUCCAGCGAUAAAACUAGUGUGAGAGCUGUACUUAAAAUCUUCCUAGACCAACGCCAUGACCCAAAAGUUUGUGAUGUCAUUUUUGAAUGAAUUCUGCGUGAAGACCAACUGGCCGAUGCCAGAGUACGAUGUGCUAUCAAAGACUGAUGGAUUUCUGUGUCACUUAAAGCUCAAGGACGUGCAUGCCAUUGGCGAGGGUGCAUCGAAGAAGAAUGCCAAACAAGCGGCAGCGCUGCACAUGUGGAAGCAGAUUCUACAAAUUCCGGUGAUCAGAGAUGUACUGGAGCAAGCCGACUCAUCGGCGUUGAUGUCCACCAGCAGAGGCACACUGUUCGGGGAGAUCAAUUUGCUGAGCAUCAAGCAGCGCAGGAAGCUGCACGAGCUGCUCCUCGAUGUAUCGAACCAUAUCAGAGACGAACCCGAUUUUUCCAUGCCAAAGUCUAUUCCAAAAGCCAUCCCAAAAGCCAUCCCAAAAGCCAUUCCAAAAGCCAUCCAAAAGCAAAUCCCAAAACCCAUCCCUGAUCCCAUUCCUGAAUCCAUCCAAAGACCCAGCCCUGAUCUAGCCCAAGGGGAUUUACCAGUGAUAAAGUUAAAUUUAAUUGAACUACCUUAUCCAGAUGUCGAGAAGAAGACUCCUCCCUUGGAGUCUAAAAUUAAGAAAACCAACGAAAUUCCUCUCAAGUCUGAGCCUCGUUAUAGGUACAUCAGGCCCGACAACGAUUCAAAUAUUAUGAAAAUCAGGACGAACGAUCAUAAUUAUUUCAAGAAGUUUCCCACAGAGCUCAAAGUGGCUGCUUUUAAGGUCAUCAACUCCAAAGACUUUCGGAGCGAGAAGGAACAAGCUGAGGCCCUGCUGGCCGCUUUAGAGCUGUCCUACACCAUGGAGCAAGUGCCGAGCAAAAGUCCCAGGGAUCCGAUUGUUAAAGUGGAGCUUCACUGCGAUUAUCUUGGGGUGUUUCUCGAAUUCAAGAGAAACAUAUACAGCCACAUCAUCGACUUCCUCAAGGAUAUGCUUGUUUAAGCGGAGCAAUCCGGUCAAGCAAUACAGUCAAGGAGACAGCAUUUUGUAUACAAUGAAUAAGCCAGACAGGCAGACAAAUUUUAAAUAAAUAUUAAUAUUAAUUACUGUCAAG